Messenger RNA from Hirsutella rhossiliensis, 909 nucleotides. Its product is annotated as putative transcription factor c2h2 protein. Lineage: Eukaryota; Fungi; Ascomycota; Sordariomycetes; Hypocreales; Ophiocordycipitaceae. The record is from RefSeq and is a predicted model, not a curated record. The transcript is spliced from 5 exons. Bases 1 to 909 code for a protein of 302 amino acids.
AUGAGUGCAAUCGCCAUUCACUGUGAUCCGCACUUUGCAAUGGGACCCAGGCCGGCUUUUUCUUGGCCAGGGCCUCUGGAACCUGGCUCAAUGAGCAACGGCAAUGUGUUUGGCGCCGAUUUCGGCAUGAUGGGCGGCUCGGAACCCAGUCUGACGCCUCCGAGCGAAACAAGAUCGCUGGCCUCAAGUCCGCCGCGGGGAGCGUGGACGCCGGCGCAACUGGAGCUGAGGAGGCAAAGAGAUCGAGUCCGAAGAGACCUCAAACUAUCGGCACGGAUUCAACGCAUCAACAGCAACUCGUACGUACCGUCGUCAUCAGUGGCCCUCGGAGAUGUUUCGAGCACCAUGAACGUUUCAAACUAUACGACGUCGCCUUCUGCCGUCCCGCUCGUCGCAACGCCUGCCACGACCAUGAGUGAACAAUCUUUUCUGCCUUCAUACAGCCCGACUCUCCAGGAUCAGUCUCACGGGGGGCAGGCGUUUGCCUCUCCAUACCAGCAGUCUUUGCCGCCCAGCUACGGCGUUUCGAUGGAAUACUCUUCGGCAUACGCCGGACCAGGAGACUACAGCACGCGAACGCCCUCGUUGUCCAUGACGCAGGAUGCUGGGAUGCUAUACCCGAUGCCGACAGUCGCGGCUGCGAGCAACACAGGUAGCGCAGAAGGCGGCAGUCACGUCAGAGUCGUACAGAGCCGACCAAAACCGCGUUGCUGGGAGCACGGGUGCAACGGGAGGCAGUUCUCCACCUUUAGCAACUUGCUACGGCACCAGCGCGAGAAGUCGGGACAAGCCGCAAAGGCCAUGUGCCCGAACUGUGGUGCGGAAUUCACUCGAACGACGGCCCGCAACGGGCAUCUGCUGCACGACAAGUGCAAGCAACGAAGAAACAACAAAGACGCCGUGCCGUGA